Messenger RNA from Adineta ricciae, 1146 nucleotides. NCBI's taxonomy places the organism in Eukaryota, Metazoa, Rotifera, Eurotatoria, Adinetida, Adinetidae. The record is from the annotation of a GenBank genome assembly.
AUGUUAGAACGGGGAUCAAUUUUGCUGUAUAAGGAACUGGCUGACCUGGCGCACAACGCACGUUUAUUGGAUGAAAACCCACGUGUUAAUUUGAAAAUAUUUCGAAUUGAAAAUACUAAACAAGAUGAAGUCGAACCGUCGGACACAUUUGAUACCUUCAAGGAGCAAAUCUACCACACAACGGGCGUCCUACCUGAUUGUCAAAAGCUUAUAUACGCGGGACACGUAUGUACCUUAUUCGAUACAUUUGCUGACAAAAAUAUCCAAGAUGAAGAUCAGAUUAAUUGGAUAUAUGCAACAAGAAACUUUUUAAAUUUAUCAACACAUGACUCGAUUAAUGAGCAAAUUCAUAUAAAGUUCCAUUUAGGAAAGAUUUCACCGGAUCGAUUUCUAGUUGGUGAAGAUCCAGAUCACAUGAUUAUUUGGCUCGAUCGAAAAAUUGAUAAGCAACAACACUACGAUAAUUUGAUAAACGCUUUCUCGCUCAUAGCAUUAAUUAUCAGUCAGAACCAGCCAGAACAAACUCCGAGACGGUCCGAGAAAGCCUUUUAUACAAACUACAGUUUAUCUGCGACUGUUGCUACUGUAUCAUGGACCUUGGAAGUGUUCUCAAGCAUUACGGACUGUCUGAGAUGCUUCGAUGAAAACAGAAACAAAUGCAUCUUUUUCAUUACAUCGAAUACAAUGGCAAGAGUAGCUGUACCAUUGAUUCUCGAACACUUCCAAGAGAUGUUCACCGAUCCAUUGUCAUAUGGAUUUCAUCUAUCAAUAUAUGUGUUUCGUGAGAAUACUGGAGAGCAAUUGGACUGGGCAUUUGAAUAUAUAAAAAAUAUACAAAUAUUUGAUUUCAAUGAAGAUCUAUUUGUUCGUUUGAUACGUGAUAUUGCUGAUUAUCAUGUUGCUGUUGGUAAGCACAUCCUGGGCAGUUCUCCAUCACAUCGUUCAGCUAUUCGUCGUCGACUCUAUUGGGCGCGAGAGCUAUAUGAACGAUAUCGUGAUCUGGAAAAUGUGUCUCUGAAGAAAGAAUUCGAAGGAAUCGAUGCACUUCUUGAAAAGGAACAAACAAUGAAGGACAUACAAGCAAGUCCACCAAAAACAAAUCUGAAGCGGAAAAUAGCAGAUGUGCAAUCAGUUAAUAAUAAUUAA